This is a messenger RNA of Microdochium trichocladiopsis, 356 nucleotides long. RefSeq lists its product as uncharacterized. NCBI's taxonomy places the organism in Eukaryota, Fungi, Ascomycota, Sordariomycetes, Xylariales, Microdochiaceae. The transcript has a single exon. The annotation marks the transcript as partial. The record is from RefSeq and is a predicted model, not a curated record.
CCUCCACGUUCUGCCUUCUUCCACCCGCACGAGCUGUCCUCAUCACAGCAUCGAUCCCCCCCAUUCCCUCCGCUCCAGCCCUCUCUCUGCUCGCCACCGCGGAAUUGUAGCGUGAGUCUUCCCAUUCCUGCCAGGCUCGCCGCUCCAUUCCUGCUUGCCGUCUCGGGCCCGCGCCACCAACACCCGAGCUUCUAGCUUGGUCAGCGGUGCCACGACCUGGCCACGCACGCUGGGGGCUUCACCUGGUGCUCACCAUCUUUUGGAAGCUUCCCUUGCUGACAAUCGGCCUUUCAUUCACAGUGCUUCAUAUCUCAGAGAAACUUCAAGAUGAAGAUCAACUCGGCGAUCGCCGCGGC